AUGGCUCAAGCACGACAGGGCUAUCAUCUGCUUGCGGACUUCAUGUCGUGGGCUUCUGAUACUGCCAUUUUCCCUCGUUUCAAGUCGUCAAACGUUCUCAACCUGUUACUGCUCCAAGCGGAGAUUAGCAAGCUGGAGGAAGAUCUCAGAGAUUUUGUGGACCUUGACCAGAAGUCUGGUCAGCCUUCCCGUGUGAACGCUUCACUUGAUUGGGAAGCGCUGUGUGAUUUGGAAGAAGAUCAUCCCACGAAAAAGACCUUGGAAGAGCUCCGAGAGAAACUGAGCGUAUAUAACCAAGCCUUAAUCCAGCAAAUUACUCUCAAUCGACAACGAACUCCGUCGUAUGAAAAUCUGGACAUCUUACGCGGCUGGUUGAGGGAUACACAGGGCGGCAAAUCCGAGCUUCGUGGUCCAGGCGCCAUGACAUGGUCCGAAGUGCCUGAUGGCGGACGAGCUGUCGAAGACUUAUUGGGGCUGUCAUCCAGUCGUCAAGAACGCACUGUCGUGCAUGCCUUCCUUCGGGCGUUGUUCCUACUCUUGAAGCGUUUUGCACGUUCUGAAGCAUUCAGCGGCAGAGACUCAUCCAAAAUCGUGGCCGAGAAGUAG
Molecule: messenger RNA, 606 nt
Organism: Exophiala xenobiotica
Lineage: Eukaryota; Fungi; Ascomycota; Eurotiomycetes; Chaetothyriales; Herpotrichiellaceae
Exons: 2
Coding region: 1-606 (201 amino acids)
Source: RefSeq, a predicted model, not a curated record